Messenger RNA from Bursaphelenchus xylophilus (pine wood nematode), 1458 nucleotides. NCBI's taxonomy places the organism in Eukaryota, Metazoa, Nematoda, Chromadorea, Rhabditida, Aphelenchoididae. The record is from the annotation of a GenBank genome assembly.
AUGAAGCCAUUUUCACUUUUAUUUCUGCUUCCGCUGAUUGCCAACGCCGACCUGUACGCACAUGCCGUGUCGGAGGCGCGCAAGCUGCUGGAUGCCAGCAUAAUUCCGAACGUCACGAUACGAGAGUGCUCGUGCGAUGAGCAGUCGGAAUGUCUGACCGAAAUGAAGAUGCAGAUGCUGAUCUGCGCUGAUAAUUGUUGGGGACAGAUUCAGCAUACCUUCAAGCAGCCGGAUGACAUGAAACAAUGUGUGUUGAAUAAGAGUGUUGACGCGGGGACGGCAUUGGAUUGUGUGGAGAGGAAUGUGGAGUCGUAAGUCUUAAUAUAUGUACCAGGGAAGUGGUAGAAGUGCGAGGCUCAGAUUUUACUAAUAUAAAAAAAAAUUGCGGACUUAUAAUGCCCGUGUGUAAUAUAAAUUCCGCAAAAUUUUAGCUCGCUCUUUGUAUGAGCGGACGAGAGAUUCAACUAAAUUUGUCAACGAGAGAUUGCACGAAAUGCGGAGAGGCGGAGAGAAGAAUUUUUUUAGCCAUAUCUUUGCAAAUUUUGCAGAAAAAAUUUUUUUUUGUAGAGAUGACUCCUGCAGUACAUUCGACCAAAAAAAUCUUGGUUGUUUCUGCAAAGCCCGAGCUAGGAACCUGGUAUAUACCUUUUAAAAAUGUCUUUAAUCCUGAGCGUUGCCCUUCAUACAAUGACGGAUCUGAUAAAUGGCAAAAAACGUACUAUUUUGCAUCCGGGAAGUAUCAAAAAUGUAGCAAAAUACCUCUCUCUUCAAGCUAAAAAACUCGGAUUUCAAAAACACGCACGCUCUUUUUGUGAGGGACCCUUCAAAAGGGAGGUUUUUUAGUUGGAAAGGGAGGUAUUUUUCUACUUUUUUGAUACUUCCCGGAUGCAAAAUAGCACGGUUUUUGCCACUGCAUCAUGUCCGUCACUCUGCCUUUUGAACAGGUUUUUUUUUGGUUUUUUUAAAAUCCCACUUUCAGAUGUCUCCGAGAAAAGUCCGAAAUAGAAGUCCCAAAACACGACAUCGAGAAGGGAAUCAACUUAAUCAUGGCCUACGUCAAGAAGAGCACCGCAAAGAUGUCCAAGUCGCUGUCCACUCCGAUUCAACGACUCAUUAAAACAGCUGAAACUUUCACAACGUGUUUAAAGACCUGCUUUGUCGCUAAAAACAAGCCAACGGGUUUCUGUUUCGAUCGAAAGCAAUGCCAGCCAAAAAUCGAUGACAAGAAGGUGAGAAGCGCCCUGAAGAGUUGCAUGGGGCGUUACGAUUGGAAGCAGGAGGCGGGGGAAAUGUGCGAAUGCACUGCGAACGCCGGAGUAUCGUAAGUCGGAUUUACGUCGUAAAAAAUUCUGCAAUAUUUUGUUUGUUGUUUUCCUUUUCAUGUGAUUUGCUUUCAGGGAAGUUGCGCAAUUCUGCAGGGUCUUCAAACUUAUGGGUACCCGUGAACGUCAUGGUUAG